This is a messenger RNA of Trichoderma citrinoviride, 1713 nucleotides long. RefSeq lists its product as hypothetical. The record is from RefSeq and is a predicted model, not a curated record. The transcript is spliced from 3 exons. NCBI's taxonomy places the organism in Eukaryota, Fungi, Ascomycota, Sordariomycetes, Hypocreales, Hypocreaceae. Gene Ontology annotation, molecular function: protein binding. The coding region runs from base 1 to 1713 and encodes 570 amino acids.
AUGGACUCGACGCGAGGGCCGGCGGCCGAACCAGCGCUCCCCGCCCCGACACUAGCAGCAGCUUCGUCGACCUCGUCAGCCUCGUCCGCCUCAUCGGCAUCGGCAUCGGCAUCGACUUCGUCAACAGCGUCCGCGUCUGCAUCCUCGUCAGCUCCCGCUCCGGCCACGGCCUCGACGGCCGAAACCAAAACAGCAUCAACGUCAACAACAGCAUCAGCAUCCUCAUCAUCGUCAGCAUCGGCAUCGGGCUCCCCCCUCAAACGCCCGGCCCCGUCUCUGCUGCCGCCCUUUGAGCCUCUCUCGUCCUCCCCCGGCCUGCCCCGGCCGUCCAAACGCCAGAAUGUCGGCACCGGCUCGGGCACAGGCGCCCAUCUGCGGUAUCCCACGCCCGUGCCCACGUCCAGCACCGGCAUCUUGUCCAGCUCGCCGCUGCGCGAGAAGAUGAGCAUCGGGCUGCUGGAACGGGCGCCGCUGUCGGCCGUGCCGUCGAUUGAGCUCAACGAGAACGGCGAGACGCUGCUCAUGGGCCGCUCGUCCAACUCGUCGCACUUCCAGCUGUCGGCCAACCGUCUCAUCUCGCGCGUCCACGUCCGCGCGCGCUACGUGCAGGCCGCCACGCCGCUCGAGGCCAGCAAGAUCGAAAUCACCUGCAACGGCUGGAACGGCCUAAAGCUGCAUUGCCAGGGCCGCACCUGGGAGCUGCUCAAGGGCGACAGCUUCACCAGCGAGACCGAGGGCACCGAGAUCAUGGUUGACGUCCACGACGCCCGCGUGCUGAUCCAGUGGCCCAAGCGCAGCUCCUCGGCCGCCGACGCCAACGGCCUGCUGUCCGAUGCAAGCUGGGAGGACUCGCCGCCCCCCGCAAGCGCGCGCGCCUCGGCCGCCGCGAUGCUGCAGGCGUCCCCCUUGCGGAGAGCCGCGCGUAUCCAGUCGCCCGACAGUCCCACGCCUGCCCCACGCCGGCGGUCUGUGGUAGCAGCAGACGAGGACGCCGGCAUCCAGAUCUACGAGGACGACGACGACGACGACUACAUGCCGGACUCUGACGACCGCGAGGACCCGGACGUCGCCGUCAGCAUGCGCACCGAGGCCACCGCCAGCUUCUCCAGCGACGAGGGCUCCGGCGAGGACGACGAGAGCGACCCCGAUGAGGAGAACGACCCCGUCGUCCUCUCCUUUGGCCCGUACGGCGCCAACAUCUCGACGCGUCUCGCGUCCAUCACGACAAAGUCGCCUCGCGUCACGAAGCGAUCCCUGAAGAAGGGCUCGUCUGAGACGCCUCGGCCGAGCAAGUCGGGGGAAGGGGAAGGGGAAGGGAACGAGGACAAUGACGAGGAUGAGGAGCCGACGAGGAUCCCGUCGGAGGCAGACGCUGCCAUCUCCAACCACGUCGUCAACCAGCUCGCCUUCUCCCGGCUGUCCUCGACGCCGCUGUCGACCAUCAUGCACAACCUGCCCGCCGAGCAAAUCAAGGACAUUUCCCGCGACGCCCUGAGGCUCCUGAUCGAGACGACGCCCUGCAUUGGCAUCAUCAAGCGCCAGGGCAAGGACGCCGCCGGCAAGCCCCUGGAGAGCGAGUACUAUUACAUCCCCGAGGACGACACUGACAUGCAGCGCAGGGCGGCGGUGGUUGAUGGACUCCGGAAGCCCAGCUUGCGGGCGUGUCGAAAACAACACAAGCAAUACUACUGGAAGCGCCCCAAGACGCCUUAG